AAUUUUUUUUCUUUGAUCUUCAUAUGCUAAACAUCUCAAUCUUCUCAACAACCCUCUAUUCUCAAGUUUCCCACCACCUUCUUCAAUGGGCGUAAAUGCUUCCAAAAAUAAGUAAAAUACGGAAGAAAGAAUCCAAAUUGAAUGAAGCCUCGUUUGUAAUUUUGUUGCGGAGACUGGAGACACCACAAGAGACUACUGCUCACAUUUCACAUAUCUUUUGCCUUUUUCAUUUGUCUUCAACCAUUCUACUCUCUUCUUGUCUAAGAUAAUGGGAGCUAUCUCAGAUUCCAAGUGGUUUCUUCUGUGCAUGUGGGUGUUUCUGUGUAUUCAGCUGACCCAGUGUAGUGUAACCUAUGACAGGAAGGCUCUUAUCAUCAAUGGGCAGAGGAGAAUUCUCUUCUCUGGGUCUAUCCACUACCCCAGAAGCACCCCUCAAAUGUGGGAAGGCCUCAUACAGAAGGCCAAGGAUGGGGGCUUGGAUGCCAUAGAUACAUAUGUGUUCUGGAACCUUCAUGAACCUUCUCCUGGGAAGUAUAACUUUGAGGGGAGAUAUGAUUUAGUUCGGUUCAUCAAGCUGAUCCAGAAAGCUGGGUUAUAUGUGCAUCUUCGCAUUGGGCCUUACAUUUGUGCAGAGUGGAAUUUUGGGGGUUUUCCUGUUUGGUUGAAGUUUGUUCCAGGCGUUAGCUUCAGAACAGAUAAUGAGCCUUUCAAGAUGGCAAUGCAAAGGUUCACCCAGAAAAUUGUCCAAAUGAUGAAAAAUGAGAAGUUGUUUGAGUCCCAAGGUGGCCCUAUCAUCAUCUCUCAGAUUGAGAAUGAAUAUGGCCAUGAAAGCAGGGCAUUUGGAGCUCCUGGGUAUGCAUACCUGACUUGGGCUGCAAAGAUGGCCGUUGCAAUGGAUACAGGGGUGCCAUGGGUUAUGUGCAAGGAAGAUGAUGCCCCUGAUCCAGUGAUUAACACGUGCAAUGGUUUUUAUUGCGACUAUUUCUCUCCAAACAAACCAAAUAAGCCCACACUAUGGACCGAGGCUUGGUCUGGCUGGUUUACUGAAUUUGCUGGCCCAAUUCAACAACGGCCGGUUGAAGAUUUGUCAUUUGCAGUCACCCGGUUCAUUCAAAAAGGGGGCUCCUUUGUUAAUUACUACAUGUAUCAUGGAGGAACCAAUUUUGGAAGAACAGCUGGAGGUCCUUUCAUUACCACUAGCUAUGACUAUGAUGCUCCAAUUGAUGAAUAUGGGUUGAUAAGACAACCUAAGUAUGGUCAUUUGAAGGAGCUCCAUAAGGCUAUUAAAUUAUGUGAACGAGCAUUGUUAUCUGCUGAUCCUGCUGAGACUUCCUUAGGAACUUAUGCAAAGGCACAAGUAUUCUCUUCUGAGUCUGGAGGCUGUGCAGCUUUCCUCUCAAACUACAAUCCAACAUCAGCUGCAAGGGUGACAUUUAACAGCAUGCACUACAACUUGGCACCAUGGUCCAUCAGCAUCCUUCCUGACUGCAAAAAUGUUGUCUUUAACACUGCCACAGUUGGAGUUCAAACAUCCCAAAUGCAAAUGUUGCCAACAAAUUCUGAGUUGCUCUCAUGGGAGACUUUCAAUGAAGAUAUAUCUUCAGCUGAUGAUGAUUCAACUAUCACAGUUGUUGGUCUCUUGGAACAGUUAAAUGUUACCAGAGAUACCAGUGACUAUCUCUGGUAUUCAACCAGGAUUGAUAUAAGUUCGUCUGAGUCAUUUCUGCAUGGAGGCCAGCAUCCUACUCUCAUUGUCCAGUCCACAGGCCAUGCUAUGCACGUAUUUAUCAAUGGACAUCUUUCAGGCUCUGCCUUUGGGACUCGGGAAGACAGGAGAUUUACUUUUACAGGAGAUGUCAACCUGCAGACUGGGUCAAAUAUAAUCUCAGUACUCAGUAUAGCUGUUGGACUGCCAAACAAUGGGCCACAUUUUGAAACAUGGAGCACAGGAGUCCUAGGACCAGUUGUUCUCCAUGGGCUAGAUGAGGGAAAGAAGGAUUUAUCCUGGCAGAAAUGGUCAUACCAGGUUGGGCUCAAGGGAGAAGCCAUGAAUCUGGUUUCUCCAAAUGUAAUUUCAAACAUUGAUUGGAUGAAAGGAUCAUUAUUUGCUCAGAAACAACAGCCACUUACAUGGUAUAAGGCUUAUUUUGAUGCACCAGAUGGAGACGAACCUUUGGCUUUAGAUAUGGGUAGCAUGGGGAAAGGUCAAGUAUGGAUAAACGGGCAAAGCAUUGGAAGAUAUUGGACUGCUUAUGCCAAAGGUAAUUGCAGUGGGUGCAGUUACUCUGGGACGUUCCGAACUACAAAAUGCCAAUUUGGUUGUGGUCAACCAACUCAAAGAUGGUACCAUGUUCCUCGGUCUUGGUUGAAGCCAACCCAAAAUCUAUUGGUACUUUUUGAGGAACUUGGUGGGGAUGCAUCAAAGAUUUCUUUCAUGAAGAGAUCUGUCACAACUGUAUGUGCUGAAGUCUCUGAGCAUCACCCAAACAUUAAGAAUUGGCAUAUUGAAAGUCAAGAAAGACCCGAGGAGAUGAGCAAGCCCAAGGUUCACCUGCAUUGUGCAUCUGGGCAAUCCAUUUCUGCUAUUAAAUUUGCCAGCUUUGGAACUCCAUCUGGGACUUGUGGGAAUUUCCAGAAAGGAACUUGUCAUGCUUCAACGUCACAAGCUGUCUUAGAGAAGAAAUGCAUAGGACAGCAGAAGUGCUCGGUAGCAGUAUCAAGCAGUAACUUUGCAGACCCAUGUCCAAACAUGUUCAAGAAAUUGUCUGUGGAAGCUGUUUGUGCCCCUAGCACUACGACUAAUGCCUGACCAAAUUCAAGGGUUUGACAUAAGGUCAGGAAAUCAAACUCCACAUAUCCAUUGCCUGCUGCAUUUGUUUUAACUGUGCAUAGCAGCAACUAAAGAAGCAAACAAUGUGAAAUGAAUACAAGUGUAGGAAAAAAUGGCUACUUUAGUUAGUUUUGUGGCAUGUCACAUUCAUUUGUGUAGGCAAAGAAUUGUACUUUGACAGCUACUUGUUGCUGUAAGCAUUUAUCUUUAAUUCAGAGGGUGGCUUUCAUGGAAUAGUGGUGUUUGUGAGGUUCAGUUAACAAGUUUUUGUGGAAA
Messenger RNA from Vitis riparia (riverbank grape), 3106 nucleotides. Its product is annotated as beta-galactosidase 3-like. The coding region runs from base 269 to 2809 and encodes 846 amino acids. Gene Ontology annotation, biological process: carbohydrate metabolic process. The record is from RefSeq and is a predicted model, not a curated record. NCBI's taxonomy places the organism in Eukaryota, Viridiplantae, Streptophyta, Magnoliopsida, Vitales, Vitaceae. Gene Ontology annotation, molecular function: beta-galactosidase activity; carbohydrate binding. Gene Ontology annotation, cellular component: cell wall; vacuole. The transcript has 19 exons.